AUGAUGAACCGUUCAGCACUCGCCAUCCCGUCUUUUGCGCCUCGCUGCUCCCUCCUCCUCCUGCUGUUGUUGCGGACAACCUCCGCCCUCCCGCAGCUCCUGCUCCCCCCGGCCCCGCUCACGGGCUGCCUCAGCGCAGUCAUGGACCUCAACGACGACAUAGCGCUGGGCAACCCUUCCGCCGCCGCCAGCUCGAUCCCCACGGAGCCGCCCGAGGCCUGCCGCGCUGCCGGCUUCAACGAGGUGCUCGACCUGCCUUACCAGCCCGAGGACGCGGCGGCCUUCCUAGGCGAGAUAGCGCAGGCCAUCGCGGAGUAG
Molecule: messenger RNA, 318 nt
Organism: Verticillium alfalfae VaMs.102
Lineage: Eukaryota; Fungi; Ascomycota; Sordariomycetes; Glomerellales; Plectosphaerellaceae
Exons: 1
Coding region: 1-318 (105 amino acids)
Source: RefSeq, a predicted model, not a curated record